Messenger RNA from Phascolarctos cinereus (koala), 3827 nucleotides. NCBI's taxonomy places the organism in Eukaryota, Metazoa, Chordata, Mammalia, Diprotodontia, Phascolarctidae. The record is from RefSeq and is a predicted model, not a curated record.
UUCCCCUGUGCACAGUUGAGGCUGGGCACCUCAGGCCAGAGCUGAAGACCCACCAUGCGCGCCACAGUCACUUUCCUGAUCUCCAUUGGGCUCUGUCUCGACUGGGCUGUGAGGGCACAGAUGGACACUCUUCCCAGGCCCACCCUCUGGGCCACCCCAAGUCUUGUGGUCCGCUGUGGAGCAGACGUGACCCUCAGGUGCCAGGGCCACCUGGGGAGUGACAGAUUCCAGCUCUGGAAGGAUGGAGAGCUCAGAGAUGAGAGAAAUGCAUCCUGGCAGCAGGCAGAGUUCGUGCUCAGGAAUGUGGAUGACCAGAGAGAUGCGAGAAGCUACAGCUGCCGCUCUGGGCAGGGGCCGUGGUGGUCAGAGCCCAGUGAAGCCCUGGCCCUGGUGGUGACAGGAGCCUUCCCUGCACCCUCCAUUUCAAUUUCACACCACUUCACAACCCCAGGGACAACAGUGGCCCUCAGGUGCCAAAUGGCAAUCACUGAAUUCUCUCAGAACUACAGUUUUGCCCUGCUGGAGGCAAAGAGCCUGGAGCCCUUCCAGCAACAGAGCCCUGCAGAGACCCAGGCUGUUUUCUCAUUUCCAUCUGUGAGGGUGGAGGACACCGGGAACUAUAGAUGUAUUUACUACAAGAAGACAGCCCCCCACAGAGGAUCUCGUCCCAGCCAGGCCUUGAAGCUGACUGUGCAUGGACCACUGCCCAAGCCCACUCUGUGGGCCCAACCUGGCCUCGUGAUGGCCCCAGGGACCAACAUCACUCUCUGGUGCUCAAGGCCCAAGCUGUCUUCCCUUGAAGAGGUGACCUUUACUUUGUAUAAGACUGGGACCAAGGGGCCCUUGCAGCAGCACACCUCAGCAGAUCUCUGGACUAGCUUCCUGCUCCCAUCUGUGAGACCUGAGAACACUGGGAGCUACAGUUGUACCUACAUGGAAUGGAGAGUGUCUGCUAGAGAAUCAGAGUCCAGUGAGGCCUUGGAGCUGGUGGUGCCAGGAUCUCUGCCCAAGCCUUCCCUCUCAGCCCUCCCGGGCUUUGUGGUGGAGUCCGGGAUGAAUGUCACUUUCCAAUGCCGGCAGCCCCAUCAGUCAUCUUUCUGGAGGGUGACAUUCACUCUGCUGAAGGUGGGGACCUCUCAACCCAUGCAGAGCCAGAGCCCAGCUGGGACCUCAGCUGACUUUCCCCUCCUCUCUGUGAGGGCCCAGGAUGCUGGCAACUACAGCUGUGUCUACUAUAGCAGGAUGGUUCCAUACCAGGUUUCUCAGCCCAGCAAUGUCCUAGAGAUCUGGGUGACAGAUGCACUUCCCAAGCCUUCCCUCUCAGCCUGGCCUAGCCCAGAGGUGGCCUCAGGGGCCGAUGUGACUCUCCGGUGCUGGGGGCCAUUAAGAGGUUCUAAGUUUCUUCUCUACAAGGAGGGAGAUGACAAAAACCUGCCAAGCAUGGAUCCCACUCAAGAUGGAGCCCUGUUCUUCCUGACUCAUGUGACCCCCAAGCACUCUGGCAAUUACAGCUGCAGAUACCAACUCAGCACCAAUGGAAGUCUCUGGACACAAUGCAGUGACCCCCUGCAGCUUAUAGUGACAGGUUCAGAGCUCAGUAACACCCUCCUCAUCACCCUCAGCUGUGUUUCCUCCCUCCUCCUCCUCUGCCUUCUCUUGCUGGCACUCCUCUGCCAAGGAUCCAUCCCUGUGGGGUCUUUACCAGGAGAGAACCCUAGGAGGUGCCUCUGUCACCCUUGUCUUCCUUGUAGCACUUCCUUGCCCCAUCAACCUAAGGCCCCCAGAGAGGAAGUCCUGUAUACAGAAGUGGCCAAGGACAGACCAAGGGAACCAUCGGGCCCCAUAGCAGAAGAACCCCAGGGAGUGACCUACGUUCAGCUGAACAUAAGAACCUUAAAUAAGAGGAAAGCCAACCCCAAGGAGACACCCACAGAACCUACCCUCUAUGCCACUGUGUCCCAGAAUUAAUGGUUUGGGCACUUUUCAUGAAAGACUUCUCUCCCUUCUGUUCUUCCACCCCUGUCUUCUCCCUCAGCCUCAUUUCAUCUGUUCUCUGGUACAUCUUCCCCAGGUUCCCGUCGCUGAGGAGCCCUGAUGGCAAUUAGGGAUAGCCACAGGUGUCUAGAGUUACACAAACCAAGUGCAUCAGUCUCCAAUCGUGAGAUACACACAAUUACUUACAGAGUAGAAGGGGGUGAUCAUCUCAGAGAGGUCAAUAGUGGUCACAGAGACCAGAAAGGACCUUCUGCACCAGAUGGGAUUGGAGCUAAGUUGUGAAGGAAACCAGGCAAGCUAAGAGGCAGAUUGGAGGAAGGAUUCAAUUCAAGGAAGGAGGGACACUCACCAUGGAGGCAUGAAGUUAGGAGACUAUUGUGUGCAAGGACAAAAAUAAUGCUCUGGUGUAGCUGGCUUAUACAAUGAGUACAGGGAUAUCAGGUGCAAGAAGACUAGAAAAGGAGGCAUCCACUGAGGCUCAUCACCUCCCUGAUGUCCUCCACUGAUCCCUCAAACUCACCCCAUGUAUCCAGUCUGGUGUCAAGCUGUCUUUUCCACCAUCACACAGUCUCUUGCAUAUGUCCCCUUCUCUCCAAUCACACAGUGACUACCCUAGGGCUUACCUCACCCCUGGUCUAUUGCAGUUGCCUGCUGGUGGGUCUGCCUGCCACCAGUCUCUCCCACUCCAAUCUAUCAUCCCCUCAGCCAUCAAAUUGUUGUAUUUGAAGUGCAGGCCUGAAUAUGUCAGCCCCCUAGCUAAUAAACUCCACUUGCUCCCUAUCAGCUCUAGGAUUAAAAAUAGAACCCUGUAUCAUUCAAAGUCCCUUCAUAGGCUUCCCCAUGACCUUUCAAGUCUUCUUACAACUUAUGUCUUCUCAUACACUCUUGGCAGCACAGACAGUCAAAGUCCCAAGCAAAGGCCAUCAACUUCAUCAAGGCAUUCCCAUGAUCCCCACCCCUCUUCUACUCAACUCAUACUCUUAUUGUCAGUGUCUACCAUGAUGGCUCAUGCAGAGUAAGUGCUUAAGAGAUUUUUGUAGACUUUUAUUGGUAACAAGGUAGGCCAGGUCCAGAUAGUCUUUGAAAACAGGCUUGAAAUCUGAAGGAACUUGUAUAUGUGAUCUAGUCUGACCAUGGAGGUCUGCAGAGAUUAAGUGGCUAGGGAGUCCCUUUAGAAAUUGAGUUUAAUCAAAGUGAAAGAUUAGAGACUCACAAUAAAGAGAUAGGAGUCUCUUGGAAUAUAGGCUAGAUGGAGAAGUCAGGAAGGGACCAAGGAAUGAUGAGGCACCCAUAAGGAAAAGAACCCUUAAGUCUACCCCAUUCUUGUACAGAGAUGGGCAGAUUGUUGGGAAUUGUCUGGCAUCCCUUUCAAUAUCUACUGCUCAUAUCCUUUGAAAUAUUUUCCUCCUGGUCACCAGGUAGUUGCCUUUGUGCACAGUUGUGGUUUUUGUUUGUUUCUUUCUUUUAUACUGUGUCUUCAAGGCAAGAUUCUUUGUAGUGUUUUUUCAAAUUAUUUUGAAUUUAAACACAUACAAAAAAACACUGAGCAUUUCCAUGUGCCCAAUGGAACGUAAAAACAGAUAACAUAUGAGACUGUGAAUUUCCAUUUCAUACACACACACACAUGCACAUGCACUCAUACACAUGUAACUUUCAUAUGCUGAUUUCAAAACCAUCCUGUUGCGCAUAUUUCCUUUGAAAUUUUUUUUCUAUUCUCCUCUGUAUAUUUUAAAAAUAUGUAAAUGCUUCUUCUCUUUUGGCAUUUCUAUUGUUAUCCCUACCCAGAAUUUUAAAAAUUUCCAAAUUAAAAAAAGAAAAAAUCCUUAUAAUAA